This is a messenger RNA of Talaromyces rugulosus, 1260 nucleotides long. RefSeq lists its product as uncharacterized. The record is from RefSeq and is a predicted model, not a curated record. The transcript has 4 exons. The coding region runs from base 1 to 1260 and encodes 419 amino acids. Lineage: Eukaryota; Fungi; Ascomycota; Eurotiomycetes; Eurotiales; Trichocomaceae.
AUGUCUGCCUCGUACUACGAGCCUCAGGGAUGGCAAGCCCCUGUUCGUCAGGCUUCAUGGGAGCAGCCCGCUCCUCCGUCGCGAUCAGGAACAAGUUCGGUUUCCCAACGAGACGAGCCCUCGGCGUUUUCCUCCCAGUUCGACGAGGUUGACCGGGCUAUCGACAACCUGGCCAAGAGCGGAAAACUCUUCAGCGGCUCGAGGAGAGAAUCUAUGCCCAUGAUGAUGAUGGGUCGUCACUUCCCAGAAUACGACUCUCGCCCGAUGAGCAGCGGCCUGCCUCCGCAAAGACAUCACUCGGUCAGCGAUUUCGACCCAUCUCGCGCCCACUCGGGGUCUGCCCUACAAGGCUUCUAUGCCUCGCAGCGCUUCCAAGGUCGUCAGUCGGAGCCAGAACAAAUGAUGCAGGCAAAACGUCGGAUGGCAGCGCAACGCGAACGGGAGCUCCGUAACUACCACCAGGAGCAGCAGUACAAUCGCAGCCUUCUUUCUGAGAUGUCCGGAUCCAAAUCCGAGCGCUCUUCGAGCCCCGCGGCGAUGAGCGAAGAAAGCCGCCGCGAACUGAUCGCACGCCAACACCGCGCUCUAUACGGAAACGAGAGUCCCGCCUUCUUCCCACCAGGUUCUCUGGGCGACGAUGCCCACAGCACUCGCACCGAUAACCCUAAUAGCGCUACACCGACUUCGAGCAGUGGUGGAGUUCGUGGAGCGUCCCCCCGAGCAGUCGAUCCCUUCGGUUUGGGUCAAUCGCAACCUGAUGGUCUCGUGCAGGGAGGGGCCCCCAGCGCAGGACGCCAGUCCCCAGCGCGCGCCAACAGUACUCACUCUCCCAGCUCUGGAGCCAAUGCUUCGUACGGUCUCUACGACAGCAACGUCGAACAGUCAACCACAUCGACCUCGUCUCCCGGCGGAGCCGAGUCGCCAUCGUCUCGCCAGCUGUCGUCUAAACCUAGUGCUGCCAUCGGUUCUGUUGGGCCCAUCGGUUCUGUUGGGCCCAUCGGAUCACGGCCCUCCCAGCCAGCCACCAGCCAGGCCGCCAACCCAGCUUUGAAUAAGCGUUCUACCACCCCGUUGCCCUCGCCACUAGGCCUGGGUUUUACCCCCAGCGAGAGCGCUGCCGUAAAUGAGCGAUCGGCCUCCGCGACGUCCAACCAUGCCAAUGUCAAUAACAAGGAGAAUGCCUUUGCUUCCGGAUGGGGCGCCAACAGCGGUGUCUGGGGCUCGAAGAACCUUGGAGUCCAGGCAUCUGUUUGGGGUUGA